Lithohypha guttulata is the source of this 606-nucleotide messenger RNA. RefSeq names its product 60S ribosomal protein L16A (gene RPL16A). Gene Ontology annotation, molecular function: mRNA binding; structural constituent of ribosome. The record is from RefSeq and is a predicted model, not a curated record. Gene Ontology annotation, biological process: translation; negative regulation of translation. The coding region runs from base 1 to 606 and encodes 201 amino acids. Gene Ontology annotation, cellular component: cytosolic large ribosomal subunit; ribosome. The transcript has 4 exons. Lineage: Eukaryota; Fungi; Ascomycota; Eurotiomycetes; Chaetothyriales; Trichomeriaceae.
AUGUCGUCCUUCGAGCCAGUCGUUGUCAUCGACGGCAAGGGCCACCUGUUGGGUCGUCUGGCUAGCACAGUCGCAAAGCAGCUUCUCAAUGGCCAGAAGAUCGUCGUUGUACGAUGUGAAGCCCUCAACAUCUCCGGCGAAUUCUUCAGAGCAAAACUGAAGUACCAUGCAUACCUCCGAAAGAUCACCAGAUACAACCCAACACGAGGUGGUCCCUUCCAUUUCCGAGCCCCAUCACGAAUCUUUUACAAGGCCGUCCGAGGCAUGAUGCCACACAAGACCGCUCGAGGUGCUGCAGCCAUGGAGAGACUGAAGGUCUUUGAGGGUGUCCCACCUCCAUACGACAAGAAGCAACGAAUGGUCGUCCCACAAGCCUUGAGAGUACUCCGAUUGAAGCCAGGUCGAAAAUUCUGCACAGUUGGCCGCUUGUCGCACGAGGUCGGAUGGAAAUACCAAGACGUUGUUGCAAGACUCGAGGAGAGAAGAAAAGCCAAGGGCGCCGCAUACUACGAACGAAAGAAGACUCAACGACGACAACUCGCCGAGGCCAAGAAGACUUCCAGCGACGACAAGACUGCAAAGGCUCUCGCCGAACUUGGUUACUAA